AAACGGCUUGAAUCCAAGGAGUGCAGGGCAGAAAUACAGCCAAAAAGAAGAAACUGUCGCUGGACGGAACAAAUACUGCAGAGAAAUAAGUUUCUCCUCCCAGAGAAGCGUGAAGCGUGCGGGGCGUCAGGAGUGUGUCGGAUUCGGCUGCAGGUAACAACGCACCCUUUAUGUGCGCUCUGGAGGCGGGGGCAGCUCUGGGGUGGGGUGGACCGGAGGAUCCGGUUUCGCCGGCAGACAAACACACAGAGGUUUGCCGCUUCUCCGCUCACUCUCCACCGCAUGCUGUUGCAGCACAGAGCGCGCUGUUCUGGAGGAGUCUGGACACUGAGACACGCUCUGACAUCUCUUCUUCUCUGUGAUGUUGAUAGACCUGUGAAGAUCAGAAGCAACCCGUGAUGAAACAUGCAGAUGACUCUGAACAGAUUAAGCACGUCAUACAGACUGCCUGAAAACUCAAAAUCUUGGUCUUUUCAGCAACACUGGACUGUUGAAAUUAAUUUCAAAUGAACAGCCUCCAAACUAGUUUGUAUGGACCACAGGCAUGGACGUCUAAUGGCUAAACCUUCAAUGAAUGGUUUUCUCUUUUGGGUCUUUGGGAAUGCUGUAGAAUGGAGGAUCCAUUCCAGACAUUCUCUCAAGGGUCUGUCACGCUACCUCCAAGAAGAAUGAGCAAUUUUCACCAGAUGGAGAUAUGCGCUUGUCGCUACUGAACUGGUCUAAUGGUUCAUUUGUCUGGACAGAGAACUAAAAGGACCUUGAAGACGAGGAAGUGGCCGUAACUUGACCCAUGACAAAGUAUGUGCAUGAAGAGCCAGGCUGAAGUUUAAAGAGCGGGAGAAAUGGGAAUCAACAGUAGAGUUUUGAACAAAACUUGCUUUGUGGUCUACACCUGGGAAAUAUGAGACUUUAGCCGACAGACGAAACACAAACAGUUCUUCUUCUUUUUAAUCAAAGACAUACCCUAGUGACUCCAGCAAGUGGUUCUGGCCAUUGGCUGAUCUUAUCGUCUUGUUUUUGAUGGUACGCAGAGAUGCCCCAGCUUUAUUGAACUACGUCAUCCUACCCACCUUGUUGUUGAGGUUGUCAGUUGUGAUGCUGCGCAGGGGUGUGCUGGCCUGGCUCUCACGUGUGGGUGUCCUGUUAGUGGUGGUAUGCUGUUGUCUUUCCCUCCUUUAUGUCAUCACUUGCAGCCCUCACGCCGAUGAGCCCAUGGCUGGUCAACCCCUGCCCAGGGUUGGAGGGAUGGCUAUGCCGGGAGGUCCAAGCAGGCCAGGUGGGGUUGGAGGUGCCCCCAUUGGCCCCGCAGGACGGGAAGGGUUCCAAGCCCUUCUUCAAGAGCGAGAAGAGCAGCACCGGCAGCAUAUUGCCAGCUUGAAAAAACAAAUCGCUCAACUCAAAGAGGCUCUCCAGGAGCGGAGCGAACAACUUAAAGGCAUGCAGGACUCUGUGGAGAAGACGGCUGGGAAGGGGACGGUGGGUGACGUGGCUGAUGAACACAGUCAUAGUGACCUGCAGGAGUUCCUACGCAGCCAGGUGAGCCGGGCGGAGGUACACUCUGGGGUACGACUUCCGAGCGAGUAUGCCGUGGUGCCGUUUGAGAGCUUUACCUUACAACGCGUCUACCAGCUGGAAAUGGGGUUGACCCGUCACCCUGAGGAGAAGCCGGUGAGGAAGGACCGCAGGGAUGAACUGGGGGAUGUGGUGGAGAGUGCGCUUACACUCCUCAAUGCGCCAAAUCAAGGUGGAGACAAAGUGAAAGCCAGUAAGGUCUACACGCCAUCAGACUUUAUAGAAGGCAUCGCGCGCACUGAGAAGGACAAGGGCACGCUGUACGAGCUGACCUUCCGCGGAGAGCAGAAACAGGAGUUCCGCAGGCUGCUUCUCUUCCGCCCCUUCGGCCCCCUCAUGAAAGUGAAAAGUGAGCUGGUGGAGACGGCCAACAUGCCCAUUAACAUUGUGCUGCCUCUGUCCCAGAGAGCUGACAAAUUCAAACAGUUCAUGCACAACUUCAGAGAGGUGUGUGUGAAGCAGGACGGGCGGGUGCACCUUACCGUGGUUUACUUUGGAAAGGACCAGAUGAAUGAGGUGAAAGGAACCUUGGAGAACACAUCGAGGGAGCUGAAUUUCCGUAACUUCACUCUGAUUCAGCUGAAUGAGGAGUUUUCUCGGGGUCGAGGGUUGGAUGUGGGCGCCCGUGCUUGGAAGGGAGGCAAUGUGCUGCUCUUCUUCUGUGACGUGGACAUCUUCUUCACAGCCGAUUUCCUGAACACAUGCCGUCUGAAUGCCCAGCCUGGAAAGAAAGUGUUUUACCCCGUUCUCUUCAGCCAGUACAACCCAGCUGUCAUCUACGGCAGUCAUGAUCACAUCCCCCCUGUGGAACAGCAGCUGAUCAUUAAGAAAGACACUGGCUUUUGGAGGGACUUUGGCUUUGGAAUGACCUGCCAAUACAGAUCUGAUUUCAUCAAUAUAGGUGGUUUCGAUGUGGACAUUAAAGGCUGGGGUGGCGAGGACGUCCACUUGUACAGGAAGUACCUUCACAGUAACCUGCUAGUAGUGCGCGCCCCGUCACGCGGCCUCUUCCACCUGUGGCACGAGAAGCGCUGCGCUGACGAAUUGCCUCCGGACCAGUAUAGAAUGUGCAUGCAGUCCAAAGCUAUGAACGAGGCCUCGCACGGCCAGCUGGGCAUGCUGCUCUUCAGACACGAGAUCGAGGCGCAUCUCCGGAAACAAAAACAGCGAAGCGGAGCUAAAAAAGCUUGAUGGAUGUUACCUCUCUUAUAUAUGCUCUUAAAGGGACAGUUCACCCAAAAAUGGAACAUUCUGUCCUGAUUUAGUAAGCCUCAUGACAUUUCACAUUGUUUGUUCUGUGGAAGCAGAGCUCUGGUGCUUCUUUUCGCUGUUUUUACAGUGGAUAUUGACUGACUGAAGCUUCAAAAAAAUAGAGGCAGCAUUCAAAAGUGGUCCAUUUUUUUGUUUCUAUUGUAUGGCUUCAGAAGUCUUGGAAUAUUGCAUAAAAAUAAGCACACUGCCAUCCAAAAGUUUGGAAUAAUUAUAAUUUUGAAAACAUCUCUUGUGUUUACAAAGGCUGCAUUUCAAAAUGCAGCAUUCAUAAUGUUACAAAACAUUUAUAUUUCAAAGAAAUGCUGUUCUUUUAACUUUUUAUUCGAAGAAUCCUGACAAUUGAGCAUCAAUAAUAACUAAGAACCAAAUCAGCAUAUUAGAAUGAUUUCUGAAGGAUCAUGUGACACUGAAUACUGGAGUAAUGAUGCUGAAAAUUCAGCUUUGCAUCACAGAAAUAAAUUACAUUUUAAAAUAUAUUCCCAUAGAAAACAGGUAUUCUGAAUUGUAAUAAUAUUUCACAAUUUUUCCAUUUUUACUAUAUUUUUGAACAGAUAAAUUCAGCCUCGGUGAGCAUAAGAGACUUAAACAAUAAAUCUUAAUUUCUCCCAAAUGUUUGAUUGUACUCGCCUGGAAAAGAGCAACCCGUAUUUUUUUCAUUAUUUCUCUUUUUAUGUUCCACAAUGAAGGAAAAUAAUUUGGUUUGGCACGAGUAAAUGAUGACAGAAUUCAUUUAUUAUAUGCAUGACAGGGGAAGUGAAGAAAUUAUACAGUACUGCCUUCAGUGAAGAGCCGGUUUCAGUAAAACUGAUGCACACACACAUAUGCAAACCCAAACACUGAGAUAACCAA
Molecule: messenger RNA, 3693 nt
Organism: Labeo rohita (rohu)
Lineage: Eukaryota; Metazoa; Chordata; Actinopteri; Cypriniformes; Cyprinidae
Gene: csgalnact1a
Product: chondroitin sulfate N-acetylgalactosaminyltransferase 1a
Cellular component (GO): Golgi cisterna membrane
Molecular function (GO): glucuronosyl-N-acetylgalactosaminyl-proteoglycan 4-beta-N-acetylgalactosaminyltransferase activity
Source: RefSeq, a predicted model, not a curated record